Messenger RNA from Cynara cardunculus var. scolymus (artichoke), 2304 nucleotides. RefSeq lists its product as uncharacterized. Lineage: Eukaryota; Viridiplantae; Streptophyta; Magnoliopsida; Asterales; Asteraceae. The record is from RefSeq and is a predicted model, not a curated record. Bases 1 to 2304 code for a protein of 767 amino acids. The transcript has a single exon.
AUGAAUGCAUAUGAUUAUUGGUCUAAUGAUUGUUUCAAGGUUGUGCACAAGUUGUACGAUGAAUCCUCUUCUAUUCGAGAACGAGAACGAGAACGAUACACUGUAAACAUCACCAAAGAUGACAUGUCCAGCUUUGUUUCGUGUUUCAUCGUGGAAGAGCUUAUGGAAGUAUACGACAUAUAUAGCAGGCCUAUGGUGUGGAUUGGAAUCUACAUAGCAAUAGCAUCUGGCUUUUGCAUCCUUGCCAUGGCGGCAGAUUUGUUCCAUGGUUUCCGGAAUAGAAAAUAUUGGAUUCCUUGCAAGUAUUUCUCUCUCAAUGCUGCUUCUAUCACUGUSGUAGCUGUUGCCAUGAAAUUGCCUGUCGAUCUCAGUAGUUCGAUGCCUGGUGAAGUAGACCAAGCAGCCAAGCUCGGAAGCUUGGCCUUCAUGUGCAUCAUGAUUGCGAACUUAAUGCUUUCUCUGGCGUCUAUGGACAACAAGACACUUCUUGCAAAUACCAUAGGUUUGGUCAUUCUCAUUAUCACUAUGAUUGUGAAUACUUUGAUCCAAAUCAUUACCGGUGUUAUAGCAAAUGGGUAUUUCAUGAUGUGGGCAUGCAUCUAUAUGGUUUUGAUGCUUUCGUUACUGAUCAUAUUGAUUUCUUCGGCCAUAACAAUUCCGACCUCUAAGAAAAUUUUAGAGUUCAAGUAUCAAGCCACAAGCAAAACAACUUCAAAUGAUCAACUUAUAGGGAUGUCUAUGGUGGAGAAACUAAGACAAUAUGUGAGAAGAUAUUGGGUUAUGGCAGAAAGUGGGAACCCUCAGUUUGUGAUGUCGAGUAAUUCGUUAUCCAAUGCUUCUGGCAUAAUAUGCAUAAUCAGCCUAAUAACGUACAUAUUUCGUGUGUUGGAUAUUUUUGGUAUUCCUUCUAGCGAGUACAAUUCGAAGUACCUUUACCAAACAAAGUACCAAUCGGAGUACCAAACUGGGUUCCGAUCAGAGUACAAGUGGUCAAUGGUUGCCAUUUUCUUCACUCAGUUCAUUGGAGUUGUAGUGGGUAGCAUAGCUCCAAUAUUUAGAUAUUUUACGGUCUUUAGGUUCAAAUUGUUCACUUGGGACCAUUUCCUAGUCUUUAAAGGAGAGAAGUAUUGGACCAAGAUGCUGUACGAGUGGAAAGAAAACCGUUUACCUUUUCUAUCGAAUAGCCGUAGAUCAAGAGCCUUUGUCCAUAGCUUGAAAAACCACAUUCUAAGCCUUUGUAUCAUAUUUCAGAAAGUAGUUAUAGUAUCAUGCAAGAUGAUAGGGCUCGUCCAGAUAGUCCUUAUAAUCUUUGUUAUAUGUUGGAGGUCGUUGAAGGCAUUGUUUUUCAUUACACCCAUCGCCUCGGGUAGUGAUGAUAUAAAAGACCUUAGCAAUUAUGUUUUGCAGAUCGAAGAUGAGAUGGAGUUGGCAGAGAUGACAGUGAAGGGCAUUUCGAAUUCCAUGAAUCGCUUGAUUCAGAAAGUUAACAAGGAACAACACAAUGAUCUUUUAGAGCUUCUUGGUAAAUCAACUGGUUUCAAGGGAGUAGAGGAGUUUGACAUCGAUCAGGUUCAACCUCUCCUUUCUGUUGAACCUGUUAAUAGUUGGAGCUUACCGAUAGUAACCUUAACGUGCAUUGCUGUUUCUCUGCCGAACAUUCGUAAGGGAAAAGUUGAGAGCUUGUUGAAAGGUGUUGGUGACGGUCUCUCGUACACCCAUCUUGUGGAAGAAAGCCUGAAUGGUGGAAGUGAAUAUGUGAAUGUUCGAAGGACAACAAGUAAUUUAUGGCAUGAGGUUGAAGACAACUACAAGUGGUUGGGGAACACUCUACAGAAAAAUGCAUAUAGAGGAAGAACAUCAAUGGAGAUUCUUCAAUGGUUUGCUGAUAAAGCUGGAGAAGUUGUAAUAGAAAUGAAGGGAAAUACCAACGAGGAACUAAAGGAGAGUUUUCCGAGUAAUUUGAUUGCUGCUAAUUCGAUGUAUCGUAUUGCACAAACAAUCUUGCUUACCCACCAAAGCAACAUCGAAUCGAUCAGCGAAGAGCAGGUAUUUGAGUCAUUAUCUUGCGUGAUUUCUGAUAUAUUCUCUGCGUGCUUCACUAACAUACCACGAGUCGUAGCAACAAAAUGCCAUGAAAGUGUGAUAGAGAAACGAGUGGCAAGUGUUGAGGCCGCGACCAAACUUCUUGGUAGGAGCACGGAGAUCGUAACAAAUCUUGAAGGGUGUGAACUACCAGACAUGGGUCGAGAUAAACUUGCAUUCAUCGAUGAGUGGCGUACUCAUUUGAAGCCAUCGAUCCCCUAG